This is a messenger RNA of Blastocystis hominis, 1547 nucleotides long. RefSeq lists its product as hypothetical. Gene Ontology annotation, cellular component: membrane. The record is from RefSeq and is a predicted model, not a curated record. The transcript has a single exon. Gene Ontology annotation, biological process: carbohydrate metabolic process; glycosaminoglycan metabolic process. Lineage: Eukaryota; Bigyra; Opalinata; Blastocystidae. Gene Ontology annotation, molecular function: beta-N-acetylhexosaminidase activity. Bases 1 to 1539 code for a protein of 512 amino acids.
AUGCGAUCUUUAGUAUUGUUCACUGCUUUACUGGUGGCGGUCUCGUGUGCUGACCAGCCCUUUAUCUGGCCUCUUCCUAAGGAGUAUAAACACGGUGAUAAGACCAUCACCAUUGAUGCUUACCACUUCCGUUUCAUCACUCCUGCUCAGUCGAACGAACUUAUCAGUGCGUUCCAGAGAUAUUAUGACCUCAUUUUCGAUCGUAAGUCUGCUCUUGUCGAGAGCGGUGUUGUUCAGGCUACUGUGACUGUGAAGGAGGAUAAGGCCGAGCUCCAGUUGGGAAUCGAUGAGAGUUACACUCUUGAGAUUCCCGAGGACGGAUCUGAUAUUACUAUCACUGCUGCUAAUGCCUUCGGUGCUAUGCACGGUCUGGAGACUCUUUCUCAGCUCAUUGUGUUCGAUCCGGAUACUCUGACGUAUGUGAUCAAGAACGCUCCUUGGGUGAUCAACGAUGCUCCUCGUUUCCCCCACCGUGGUAUUCUGAUGGAUACUUCUCGCCACUUCGAGUCGCUUCCUUCCAUCAAGAAGCUUAUUGAUUCCAUGACCUAUGCGAAGCUGAAUGUGCUCCACUGGCACAUCACCGACUCUCAGGCCAACCCCGCUCAGUCCCAGGCUUUCCCCAAGUGGUGGGAGGGUUCGUACACUCCUCAGGAGCGUUACUCGACCAUGGACUUUGAGGAGAUUGUGGAGUACGCUCGCAUGCGUGGAGUGCGUGUGGUGCCCGAGAUGGAUGUCCCCGGCCACGAGGCUUCUUGGUGCAAGGGAUAUCCGGAAGUGUGCCCCAGCGAAACUUGCCUCGAGCCCUUGGAUCCCACCAGCGAUAAGACUUGGGAGCUGAUUCAGGGCGUGCUGGACGAAUGGUCUGGUAAGGAGCAGGGCAAGGGAAUCUUCUUCGAUAACUACUUCCAUAUGGGAGGCGACGAAGUGGACACGAGCUGCUGGAAGACCACGGUGCACAUUAUCGAGUGGAUGAAGAAGAACAAUCUCACCGACCACGACACCUACAAGUACUUCGUGCAGAAGGUGCAGCAGAUGGUGCUCAAGAACCACCGCAAUGGAAUCUACUGGGAGGAGGUCUGGCUGAACUUCCGCACGCAGCUGGACAAGGAGACGAUUAUUCAGACCUGGAUGAACAAGAAGACCAUGAAGGAUGUGGUCGCCAACGGAUACAAGGUGAUCAUCUCCGAUCCUCACACCUAUCUGGACCACCUCGAUGAGACCUGGAAGGCUCUCUACAACGACGAGCCCUUCGAGUUCACCGAUGUGCCUGAGGAGCAGGCGCUCGUCCUGGGAGGCGAGGCUUGCAUGUGGGCGGAGACUGUGGAUGUGUCGGAUCUCUACAACACCGUUUGGCCGCGCGCUGGCGCUUUUGCCGAGCGAUACUGGAGUCCGAAAGAGGUGAAUGACGUGGAGGCUGCGCACGAUCGUAUGCGCUACUUCCGCUGCCUGUUGAAUCACAGAGGCGUGCCUGCUGCCCCGGUGGACAAUGCGAAGGGACGAAGCGCUCCUCCAAACCCUGGUAGCUGCUAUUAUCAAUAAGCUGUGUU